UUCGGCAGGACCGCGUCAACGCGCAGUCGUCUAAGGUCGGUAGGGUUGGUUGGUUGUGAGUCUCCGAAUUCUGUUUUCUAAUCCCGACCCACCAUUAGGGUCGCAUGGAGCACUAGAUAGCCGAUACAGAAAAGUUCCAUCCCCGUGAUAAGCUGAAUCAAGCUAAACCUGGUCGCGCGGCAGAUAGUGGAUGGAAUUCGGCAUGGACACGCUGAGAGCUCUGGAGCCGCUGCACCGCGCCUGCCAGGUGUGCAACCUAUGGCCCUGGCGCCUCGCCCCCCCGCCAGACUCGGAGGGCAUCCUGCUCCGGCGAUCGCGCUGGCUGGAGCUGUACGGUUGGACCGUGCUGAUAGCGGCCACCUCCUUCACCGUGUACGGCCUCUUCCAGGAGAGCAGCGUAGAAGAGAAACAGGACUCGGAGUCCACCAUCUCGAGCAUAGGUCACACGGUUGACUUCAUUCAGCUGGUGGGCAUGCGGGUGGCUCAUCUGGCUGCCCUGCUGGAGGCCCUGUGGCAGCGGCAGGCGCAGCGAGGCUUCUUUGCGGAGCUAGGCGAGAUCGAUCGCCUGCUGUCCAAGGCGUUGAGGGUGGAUGUGGAGGCUAUGCGCAUCAAUAUGCGUCGCCAGACGUCGCGCCGAGCUGUGUGGAUCCUGUGGGGCUAUGCGGUUAGCCAACUCCUUAUCCUGGGCGCCAAGCUGCUCUCCCGCGGAGACAGAUUCCCGAUCUACUGGAUCAGCUACUUGCUGCCACUGCUUGUGUGCGGAUUGCGUUACUUUCAGAUCUUCAACGCCACUCAGCUCGUGCGCCAGCGCCUGGAUGUGCUCCUAGUGGCCUUGCAGCAGCUUCAGCUGCACCAGAAAGGGCCCGCAGUGGAUACUGUGCUUGAGGAGCAGGAGGAUCUGGAAGAAGCAGCAAUGGAUAGACUGAUCGCUGUCAGACUCGUCUACCAACGGGUGUGGGCCCUAGUGGCCUUGCUAAACCGCUGCUACGGGCUCUCCAUGUUGAUGCAGGUGGGCAACGACUUCCUGGCUAUCACCUCCAACUGCUACUGGAUGUUCCUCAACUUCCGCCAGUCGGCGGCCUCGCCCUUCGACAUCCUGCAAAUCGUGGCCAGUGGCGUAUGGUCUGCCCCCCACUUGGGUAACGUGCUCGUCCUCUCACUGCUUUGCGACCGAACGGCCCAGUGCGCGUCUCGUCUUGCCCUGUGCCUGCACCAGGUAAGCGUGGAUUUAAGGAAUGAGAGCCACAAUGCUCUGGUAGGUACCCUUGUGCGCUAUUGUGCGCCAUUGAUAAUCCUCGUCCCGCUCCAGAUAACCCAGUUCUCGCUGCAGCUACUCCACCAGCGGCUCCACUUCAGCGCCGCUGGCUUCUUCAACGUGGACUGCACCCUUCUCUAUACGAUCGUGGGAGCCACUACCACGUACUUGAUAAUCCUGAUUCAGUUUCACAUGAGCGAAUCCACCAUCGGCAGUGAUUCCAACGGACAGUAGCAACCGAACAGCAGGAGUGACCUGUUUCCCCUUGUUGGCACAAAUAUUAAAUAAUGGCUUUAACGUUUUAUUG
Messenger RNA from Drosophila melanogaster (fruit fly), 1562 nucleotides. It is a transcript of the gene Gr2a, whose product is annotated as gustatory receptor 2a. NCBI's taxonomy places the organism in Eukaryota, Metazoa, Arthropoda, Insecta, Diptera, Drosophilidae. The coding region runs from base 203 to 1489 and encodes 428 amino acids. Gene Ontology annotation, biological process: G protein-coupled receptor signaling pathway; sensory perception of taste. Gene Ontology annotation, cellular component: plasma membrane; membrane. The transcript has 4 exons. The record is from RefSeq and is marked reviewed.